This is a messenger RNA of Salpingoeca rosetta, 916 nucleotides long. RefSeq names its product serine/threonine protein kinase. NCBI's taxonomy places the organism in Eukaryota, Choanoflagellata, Craspedida, Salpingoecidae. Gene Ontology annotation, biological process: peptidyl-serine phosphorylation; autophagy; protein autophosphorylation. The record is from RefSeq and is a predicted model, not a curated record. Bases 395 to 916 code for a protein of 173 amino acids. Gene Ontology annotation, cellular component: autophagosome; cytoplasm. The transcript has 5 exons. Gene Ontology annotation, molecular function: ATP binding; protein serine/threonine kinase activity.
CUCCUCUUCUCCUUCUUCUUCUUUUGUGUGUGUGGCAACAACUGCGGCAACCACACCACCCUCCCUCCUUCUCCUGUGAACCUGCUCCCACCACGCACCUACGAGCAGCGCCAGCAGCACCCGCGUUGAGCGGUAGUGCAGCAAGGCAGCAAGAGUCGCAGCGCAUCUCCCGUCUUGUGGUGUGUUGACGUGUGUGCAGAGAUCGUGAGGGCAUAAACGAGCGAAGAAGGCAAGAGAGGAGGAGGUCGCGGACCCCGCAGCACUGCAGUUGCCGCACCAGCGCGGUGCCUUUGGCAGAUAGGCCGCGCCACAACCGCAUCAGAACCCCGGCAAGCGAACCCCGGCAAGCAGCUGAGCACUUGCCAGUGCACUGACACACCAGGGCGCAGGCUUGAUGGACGAGAAGCAGACGCUGACUGCCCGCCUUCGGCGACGGCUCACGCGUGAUGAUGAAGCGGAGGAGCGGCACGUGCUGCGCGUGCGCAUCAAGCAGCAAGAUGAAGUACCAAAGCAUGUCACCCUCAACGACAAGCUUGGCGAGGGCACGUUUGCGACCGUGUUCACUGGCGUCACUAUGAUGCAGCCGUCCGAAACGCGCGCCAUCAAAGUCAUCGAUCGCCGAACAUCGAAUUGGAAGCUGCUUGAGGCAGAGUGUGCUGUACUGGAGCGUGUCAAGCACGAUCACAUCAUCGGCCUUUUCAUGAUUCUUGAGGCGCCCAAAUACCUCUACCUCGUGCUUGAAUGGUGCCGGUACGGCGAUCUUGACACAAAGGUGCGGCAAAUGCCCGAAAACAGACUGCCCGAUCGCACGGCCGCCCACAUCACGUUGCAGCUUGCAGACGCCCUCGCAUACCUCCAUCAUAAUGUCGUGGAGGAGGCUGCGUGCUGUGUACUGCGUCUCGUGGCCCUGCUGUGA